Messenger RNA from Fonsecaea multimorphosa CBS 102226, 1323 nucleotides. RefSeq lists its product as uncharacterized. The record is from RefSeq and is a predicted model, not a curated record. Bases 1 to 1323 code for a protein of 440 amino acids. Gene Ontology annotation, molecular function: O-methyltransferase activity. Lineage: Eukaryota; Fungi; Ascomycota; Eurotiomycetes; Chaetothyriales; Herpotrichiellaceae. The transcript has a single exon.
AUGGCGGCAACACCGUCACUCGUCGACCUCGCCACUGAGAUCUUGGAAGCUGCCAAAAUCCUCCAGCAGGGACUGGAUGCCAAAUCUCUACCUCAGCCAUCGUUUGGAGCCACGGGUCCCAAGGACUACCACGACGCCGCAGAACAUGCCGAGAUCCUCGAGGCUCGAGCUCGACUUAUCGACGCAAGCCAGUCCAUGUGUACGCUUGCUCGCGGGCCGACCGAGGCACUGCGCGCACUGGUCAGCACGGACCGAACGAAUCUCGUGGUGCUGGGAGCAAUCGAUCAACUGAAACUCGCGGAGGCAGUGCCUCUUGAUGGCACGCCCAUCGCCGUGGAGACGUUGGCAUCAGAUCUCCAGCUCCAUAAGGCACCUUUGCAGCGAAUCCUCCGGUAUGCCUACAGCUUGCAUAUGUUCUACGAACCGAAACCGGGCUACGUCGCCCACACGGCGCUGUCGGCCGCCAUUCCGGCUUUCUCGCCAUACACCCAACUAAUGCUUUCUCUCCCCAUCAUAGUAGGUGGAUUGAAAGUCGGGGAUAGUCUUCGUGUUGGUUCCGGAGGCGAGAGCAGCGAGGCCAACAACAAGCCCGCGAUCCCUGUCAAUUUGGCUUUCCCACAACACAAGAGCUAUUGGCAGAUAGUUCAACAGGAGCCGGACGGAAUGGCCAAAUUCAGUGCUGCAAUGAGGGUAGUUGGGCAGGCUAUCGUGGGCCCCAAGUACACACAGUACACGCAAGGCUUUGACUGGGACGGUCUGGGCAAGGCGGUCGUCGUUGAUCUUGGCGGUGGCAGCGGCCACAUUGCUGUCCCCAUUGCGCGGGCUCACCAAAAUCUCGAGAUCAUCAUUCAGGAUCUGGAGACCAACGCCGCGCCGGCCAAGGCUGCAAUACCAACGGAGCUUCAAGACCGGGUGACAUUCCAAGCUCAGGAUUUCUUCCAACCCCAGCCUUCGGGACUGGUCCAGUCACCACCAAAAGCCUAUCUGCUCAGCAGAGUCCUGCACGACUGGCCGGACAGUGACUGCGUCAAGAUCCUCAAGAACCUGGUCCCAGUCUUGGAGAGAGGUGGGAAGGGGAAGGGCAAGACGAAACUGUUCAUCGUCGACCGCGUCCUGCCAGACAGGCCGGGCGAGAUCCCCUUGCACCAGGAGGCGCUGAUGCGGAGCUUGGAUUUGUUGAUGUACAACAUCGUGGGCGGCAAGGAGCGGAGUUUGGAGGAGUGGAAGGCCCUGUUUGAGCAGGCCGAUCAGAGAUUGAAGAUUAGCAAGGUCGAGAUUCCGGUCAAUUCGGACUUGGCUAUGUUGGAGGUCGAGCUGGAAUGA